UGCGUAUAAUAUAUAUACGACACACUUGAUUUUAACAAUUUCACAACUGGGUUUUGUAAUCUGAUCCAGGAGAAUUACGAUCAUUAGGGGAAAAAGGAGUGUAAAAAGAGUGGUUCUUGAUUAAAUUAAACGGGAGGACGCCAUGGAUCCGUGUCCUUACGUGCGAAUACUCGUCGGAAGUUUAGGAUUGAAGUUUUCCGGUGGUACUACACCGCCGUCGACAUAUUAUUGCAAGAUUAAACUCAAAAACGAUCUUACCCAGUUCGCGGAUAUCAGUUCUAUCGCAGAUGGUGAUGGUAAUCAAGUUAAUGAUCAAGUUCAAGCUUGCUUUAAUUUGAAGAAAUCUGAGUUUGAUAAGCUCGUUGAUAAAUCAAACGUGUUAAAGAUGGAGGUUUAUUCGGGCCGGAGGAGUAAUCCGAUUUGUGGGUUUGGGAGCAGUAAGCUUCUUGGAGUUGUGACGGUGGGUUUGGAUUCGGAGGCGGUUUCCGGUGGUGGUAACCGUGGAUGUUCGGUGGUUCGGAACGGGUGGGUAGGGAUUGGUGAUCGGAGUUCGAAAAAUCCGGUUCAGUUGCAUUUGAGUAUUCGGGUCGAACGUGACCCGAGAUUUGUGUUCGAGUUUGAUGGUGAACCCGAGUGUAGCCCACAAGUAUUCCAAGUGAACGGGAAUCUUCGUCAAGCUGUGUUUACUUGCAAAUUCAGUUUCAGAAACAAUAGAGAACAGAAAUUGAGAUCUGAUUCGUCGUUAUCGGAAACAAAGAACUCAAAAAUAUGGUUAAGAUCGAUACGAAAUGAUAAAGAAAAGCCUGUAAAAGAACGAAAAGGAUGGUCAAUUACAAUUCACGAUCUUUCCGGUUCGCCGGUGGCUAUGGCGUCAAUGGUGACGCCGUUUGUCCCAUCAAACGGAACAGACAGCGUCUGCUCGUCGAACCCCGGCGCGUGGCUCAUUCUCCGACCGGGUCACAGCACGUGGAAGCCAUGGGGCCGUUUGGAGGCGUGGCGGGAGUCGAAAGGUAAAGAUCACCUCGGCUACCGGUUCGAGCUUCUACCGGACGCCGCCGUGAGUGGGCUGGAUCCGGUGACGUUAUCCAACUCCACCAUCAGCUCCAAAACCGGUGGGAAAUUCACCAUAGACAUGAGUAAUGGAAGCUCACCGAAUUCCACCCCAAAUGGGAGUUUCGGAUCCGGGUCUGGGUCAGGCUCUGAUUUCGAAAUCGGGUCAUGGGCGCAUUUGAUGUAUCAAGGUUUUGUGAUGUCGUCAUCGGUGGCCGGCGGAGGACGGUGUAGUAAGCCGGAGGUGGAAGUUGGUGUUCAGCACGUGACAUGCACGGAGGAUGCAGCCGCUUUUGUUGCAUUGGCGGCGGCGAUGGAUUUGAGUAUGGAUGCUUGUCAGCCGUUCUCUAGGAAGCUCCGAAAGGAGCUGAGGCACGACGGCGAAGAGUCGAUAUUUUAAUUUUAAUUUUUUUUUUUUCCGUUUUGAAGAAUGUUCUAGAAGAGAGUGUACAGUCAAAUUCAGUCGCAUAUGUUUUUUUUUGGAAUGUUUGAUGGGUUUUGUCUUUUUGUUUGGGAAGAUGAAUGUAUGUACAGCUGUUUCUUUAAAGACAUCAAAAAAUCAAUUAAAAAUUGUUUCGACUUUUCA
Messenger RNA from Lactuca sativa (garden lettuce), 1636 nucleotides. RefSeq lists its product as uncharacterized. Lineage: Eukaryota; Viridiplantae; Streptophyta; Magnoliopsida; Asterales; Asteraceae. The record is from RefSeq and is a predicted model, not a curated record.